Theobroma umbraticum is the source of this 983-nucleotide messenger RNA. Its product is annotated as aquaporin PIP2-7-like. Gene Ontology annotation, molecular function: channel activity. Gene Ontology annotation, biological process: transmembrane transport. Lineage: Eukaryota; Viridiplantae; Streptophyta; Magnoliopsida; Malvales; Malvaceae. Gene Ontology annotation, cellular component: membrane. The record is from RefSeq and is a predicted model, not a curated record.
UUUAUUCUCAAAGGAAGUACCGCUGCCUAGCCAUAAUUGCAAACGCAAGCCAAGCAGGGCGACUGGGUUGGAACAUUAUAAGUAAGGUACUCUAUCACGAGAGCUUGGGAAAAACAUAGCAUAGCAUCCAUGGAGAAUAAUAGAGAUGGCCAAGUUCACCAGCUACAUGGGAAGGAUUACGUAGACCCGCCACCAGCUCGCUUGUUGGACAUGGAAGAGAUUAGGAGCUGGUCUUUUUACAGAGCUCUGCUUGCCGAGUUCGUUGCUACCCUUUUGUUUCUUUAUAUCUUAGUUGCCACUGUCAUCGGUCACAACAAGCAAAAAGGUCCCUGUGAUGGUGUUGGCCCUCUUGGUAUUGCUUGGGCCGUCGGUGGCAUGAUCUUCGUUCUCGUCUACUGCACUGCCGGAAUCUCUGGUGGUCACAUUAAUCCGGCUGUUACGUUGGGGUUGUUCGUGGCCAGGAAGGUUUCGUUGGUUCGAGCGGUGGCUUACAUGGUUGCGCAGUGCUUGGGAGCCAUCUGUGGCGCCGCUAUAGCCAAGUCCAUCAUGAGGCGCUACUACGACACUCUAGGGGGUGGUGCAAACGCAGUGGCCCCUGGGUACUCGAAGGGCACCGCUUUGGGAGCGGAGAUCAUUGGCACUUUCGUCCUUGUCUACACCGUUUUCUCUGCCACCGACCCCAAGAGAAACGCACGUGAUUCCCACGUCCCCGUGUUGGCUCCCUUGCCAAUUGGAUUUGCUGUGUUUGUGGUGCACCUAGCCACCAUUCCCAUCACUGGCACUGGCAUAAACCCGGCUAGGAGCCUAGGUGCUGCUGUGAUCUACGACAAUGAAAAGGCCUGGGAUGAACAGUGGAUAUUUUGGGUUGGUCCGUUCAUCGGAGCGCUUGCCGCAGCAGCAUAUCAUCAGUACAUACUGAGAGCAACGGCCAUCAAAGCUUUGAAAUCUUUCCGCAGCAACCCCACAAAUUAAAGGCUCUCGUC